AUGGCUCGUCCUAAUUUUCUUAUCAUUGUUGCGGAUGAUCUCGGCUACUCAGACAUUUCAUCGUAUGGAUCCGAAAUAUUCACGCCUAAUCUUGAAACACUGGCCUCUAAUGGUGGAACUCUUUUAACGGACUUUCAUACAGCAUCGGCAUGUUCUCCUACGCGUGCAAUGUUACUCAGUGGUACUGAUCAUCAUUUGGCUGGUAUCGGACAGAUGGCAGAUUUAAUAAAGCGUCAUGCAGAGAUUUGGGAAGGAAAACCAGGUUAUGAAGGCUAUUUAAAUGAUCGAGUGGCUACUUUGCCAGAGAUUCUUAAAGAUAUGGGUGGAUAUAGAACGAUAAUGAGCGGAAAAUGGCAUUUGGGAUUGACGAAAGAACGAUUUCCAUCGAAGCGAGGUUUUGAACAGAGCUUUGCAUUACUACCAGGUGCUGGCAGUCAUUAUAACUAUGAAGCUGGGACAACUGAAAAGCCAGCAUUAGCCUUUCUACCUCCACUGUAUUCACGUAACGACGAAUUUAUGGAUCGAAAGAAUUUACCCAAUGAUUACUAUUCAUCGGAUUAUUUUACAUCUGAAUUGAUUCGAUUUCUUGAUAAUGAUGAUGAUAAACGACCAUUCUUUGCCUAUCUUCCAUUUACUGCUCCACAUUGGCCUUUACAAGCACCGAAAGAGUUGAUCAAAAAAUACAAAGGACGAUAUGAUAUGGGACCGGAUGAAUUACGUGCUGCGAGACUUGAAAGUCAACGUCGUUUAGGCUUACUCUCUCCUGAUAUGAUUGCUGCACCAGUGUCAACAAAUCAGAAAUCAUGGGAUUCGAUGAAAGACGAAGAACGGGCGUUCUCAGCGAAAACAAUGGAAAUUUAUGCAGCCAUGGUGGAACGAAUGGAUUAUAAUAUCGGACGUGUAGUCGAUUAUCUUCAUCGAACAAAUCAAUUUGAUAAUACAUUUAUUCUUUUUAUGUCCGAUAAUGGAGCAGAUGGAGCGGUGCUUGAAGCACUUCCACUACAAUCGAUGGACAAAAGUAUUACGUACUUUGACAAUUCAUAUGAAAAUAUCGGUUCGAAAAAUUCAUUUAUUUGGUAUGGUCCAAGGUGGGCACAAGCAGCAACGGCACCAUGUCGAAUGAGUAAAGGAUAUAUUACGGAGGGCGGGAUACGUUGUCCCGCAAUUGUGCAUUAUGGACCGUUGACGACGAGAAGAAUCAUGCAUGAGUUCUGCACUGUUAUGGAUAUUUUACCUACGGUAUUAGAAUUAGCCGGUGUAGCACAUCCAGGCACAAAUUUUCAUGGUCGAGAAAUUCUUUUACCACGUGGAAAAUCUUGGGUAUCACAUUUUCGUUCACAUCAGCCAAUCCAUGAUAAAUAUCAAGAUUUUACUGGUUGGGAACUUUUUGGUCAACGGGCUGUUCGACGAGGAAACUAUAAAGCUCUUUAUAUUCCAAAACAACCAGGUGACAAAGAAACAAAAUGGGAAUUAUAUAAUUUAACAGACGACAAAGGUGAAUUGAAAGAUUUGGCUGAAGAAGAACCGGAAGUUUUAAAAGAAUUAAUCGGCCUAUGGAUGAGAUAUGAAAAUGAAACGGGUGUAAUCGUGGCACCGGAUCCUUACCAAAUGAAUUACCCUCAUCUUAUAUCCACAUCAAAAUAG
Messenger RNA from Adineta steineri, 1644 nucleotides. The record is from the annotation of a GenBank genome assembly. NCBI's taxonomy places the organism in Eukaryota, Metazoa, Rotifera, Eurotatoria, Adinetida, Adinetidae.